Rotaria sordida is the source of this 948-nucleotide messenger RNA. The record is from the annotation of a GenBank genome assembly. Lineage: Eukaryota; Metazoa; Rotifera; Eurotatoria; Philodinida; Philodinidae.
AUGUCUAAUAAAUCUCAUCGAAUACCUCGAGCACUAUCAAUUCAAAGUCAUGUUGUUUAUGGUUAUGUUGGAAAUAAAUGUGCCGCUUUUAUUUUACAGCUCUACGGUUUUGAUGUUGAUCUUAUCAAUUCUGUUCAUUUUUCUAAUCAUACUGGAUAUAAAACAGUAAAAGGUAGUCGAUUAAGUGUGGAUGAACUUCGAAAUAUUUUUCAAGGAUUAUUAACUAAUAAUCUUUUAGAAUAUGAUUAUAUUCUUACUGGUUAUAUGGGUUCUGGUGAAUUAUUACAUGUUGUUGCUGAAUAUAUACAACUGAUUAAAUCGAAAUUUCCUCAUGUCAAAUAUGUUUGUGAUCCGGUAAUUGGUGAUAAUAAUAAACUUUAUGUCGAUCGAACUUGUAUUGACGUAUAUAAAAAUGAAAUUCUUCCAUUAGCUGAUAUAAUUACACCGAAUGAUUUUGAAGUCGAAUUAUUAAUUGAAAAACAACUGAUUGGUAUUCAAAAUGAUAAUCAAGAUGAUAUUAUUUGGCAAUCAUUACGAUGUUUACAUAAUAUGGGUCCAUCACAUAUUAUUAUUUCAAGUUUAUCAGCAGAUAAAAUCGGUGGUAAUAGAAAUAUGUUACAAUUGAGAGCUAGUUCAAAACUUGCAGAUAAUCAAUAUCAAACAUUUCGAAUUGAUUUUCCACGUUUAGAAAGCUCUUUUACAGGUACAGGUGAUUCAUUUUCUGCUUUAAUUCUUGCAUGGUUUCAUAAAGAAAAUAAUUUAAUAUGUGCUUGUGAAAAAGCUAUUUCUAUUAUUCAUCAAAUAUUAUUAAAAACACUUGAAUUAGCUAAACCAAUUAGUAUUCAUAAUACAUGUGGUAAUGAAUUAUGUUUAGUUGAAAGUAAAACAAUUAUUGAAUCGGCUAAAACAAUAUUUUAUGCUGUUUUAAAUGAGAAAUGUAACAGUUAA